Cryptococcus wingfieldii CBS 7118 is the source of this 7974-nucleotide messenger RNA. Its product is annotated as U3 small nucleolar RNA-associated protein 20. The coding region runs from base 1 to 7974 and encodes 2657 amino acids. The transcript is spliced from 10 exons. Lineage: Eukaryota; Fungi; Basidiomycota; Tremellomycetes; Tremellales; Cryptococcaceae. Gene Ontology annotation, cellular component: nucleolus; small-subunit processome; 90S preribosome. The record is from RefSeq and is a predicted model, not a curated record.
AUGGAAGAACCGCCACAGAAAAGGUUCAGGUACACCACCUACAACCAACAACUCAAAAAUAUCUCAGUCGAUGUCGGCAAGCAGAGAGGUCUGGGAUGGCAGAAGGAAGAGUUCAAUGAGGACACUGAGCAGACAAGCACCCCCUUAACCUCUGAAAUCGAACGCCUUUCAUUGCUCGACCUCACCAUCCCCUACCAAGAUGUUCAACGCAUCUUGAUUCCCCUCACCAACUCUCUUCCGAUCACCCUCCACAAUCUUCCCGAAAUCCAAAAAGUCUUUCACAACUUUUACUCAAAUCUUGCCGAUGGGCACGAGCAUACCCACUCCGGUCUUGAUUCGGUACUCUUCUUGCACCAGGCUCUCUACGAGACCUGUAUCGGGGAGGCUGUUGUGUAUGUCCCAGAGACAGUGAAAGAUCUUCUCAGAGUGGGCUCCCUGCGAGCUCUCGACCCCAAACUUGUGGAGAGGACAUAUUCCACCCUCUCUCUCAUCCUCCGAACGAUCGCCUCCUCCCUUCUCAAAUCCAACGCCGCCGCCCAAGCUGCUUUGAAGGAGACAUGGGAGAAUCUGUGCCCUUACCUCGCCCCAAAAGCUAACAGGUCCUAUGUCAGGCGAUGCGUCGCUGACGCUUGGACAGGUGUGAUUAGGAAGGCGAGGUCGGAGGGGUUGCACAGAUUGAUGGAUCUGUUGCUGAGUGGUGAUUUCCAAGGAAUGGAAGCUGUGUGGGCGCACAGUAUGAAGGGUGCUUCUGGGCAGCUUCAUUCGAGAGGUGUGGCCAUCUACACCGCCCUCUUUGAUCACUUGGUGAACUCGCCGAGUGUUCAGCAGACAAACACCCUCUCCCUGGUCAGCACUGCCCUCGUCCACCAUACAUCUGCAUCGGUCAACCAGCCUAUUGUUGAGGUCGUCCUCGACAGACUAUCCAAAGCUACCUCCUUAUCCUCCACCACUGCCAUCCUUCACACUCUUUCGGCCUUCCUCUUCACCCGCAAGGGAAAGCGAUUCCCCUCGCCACUCUUGAAAUCUCUCAUGCAGAGGUUCGUCGAGCUCAUUCCAAAGUUGACCAACGAGGCGGUCGUGAAGGAGGAUCUCGUUAAAGAGGAAAAUGAGACAAGAGGAGCGUUCAGAAGAUGGCUCGUGUCUGGUGUCAUUGGGGCGUUGCAGGCCGGGCAGCUUGCUCAGUGGCUCAGCCCUGGUGUUGUGCUCAUAGACAAAUUGUGGCAAAGUCUUGACGACCAUGAAUGUUUCGCGUUCGUCAACGCUUUGGUGGCACUGAAGUGGACCGGUGUUGAGCAAUUCAUCCUGUCUCAUGUUGCCAAGGCUUCUCUUCCUUCCCUGAACACCGACCCCCUCUCCACCCUUGUCCUUCUCAACAACCUCGCCUCCUCCGGGUAUCUUUCCGGAGGUCUCUCAAACGUUCAAGGAGGUCGAUGGAGACAAUCAUUCGUCUCUGCCCUUGUCGGUCUCUUGCAGAAUCUGGGUCAAUCACAAUUGGAGUUGAAAGAAAGGAGGGUGCUGGGGCAGAUACUGUCGCUUGUACCAGCUCUCCCCGGAGACGCAGACAAAUUUACCCCCGAGGUCAUCUCUCUUCUCAAGUCUACUCUCCAAAAGUUGGAUAAGAAGACAGAAGACGAUUUGAAGAACGAGUGGAAGUCUCAAGGUGCUUGGAACGAUACCCACAUCCUGGGCUUGCUUUUGCGAGCCGCUGAUGAGCUGAUCGCCGCCUCCAAAGCGGAUGUGAGCAACGACAUCAAGGGACUGCUUGUGGUGGAAGGAUGGGCGAAGAAGGUGAUUGAAAAGUGGAGUUGGAGUAGAGAGAUUAUGGGGAGUGUGGUACCGCACAUCGAGCGAUGGGCAACGGAAAUCGGCUUGCCGCAUGACCAAACCCUCGAGCAUUUCAUGCCUAAUAUCAUCUCUGCCGAUUCUCAACUCCGCCUCUCUUCCCUUCAAGUCCUCACUGCCAUCGCUCCCACACAGCCCCUUCACUCCAACCCCGAAGAGAGCACCACCUCCUUACACCACAUCUACAACCACUGCGUACAGAUCGAGUCUUCCGAGAUGACUCUGCGCAAUGUGCGAGAGAGGACCACUGAAAUCUCACGGUUGACCCGUGCACUCGCAGCUCUUCCUUCCAAGGAACUCCUUCCUGCGAAUGUGCUUGCUGCCGUGGUAGCUUAUAUCACUUCGCAAUUGAAAGUCAACUUUAGGCCCAUCUAUCCGGAGGCUAUUGCGACACUUUCGUCGAUUGCGGAGCAGCACAAGGAGAUCGUCUGGGAGACUCUAUGGAGUGAAUUGCAAAAGACCAAUUCAUCUACUGCGGCUAUCGCUGUGGACUUGGAUAUCGAGUACCCCGAGUGGGCGCUUGUGAAAGGCGAGACAGAGCAAACGAUCGAAAAGGUUGAGGACGAAGCCGAGUUCAGGUGCCCGAAUCUGGAGAAGAGCAGGGUUAUCUUUGGGAAAGUCUGGGAGCGAAAGACUCAGGAAAACAAAUUGGACGAGCAUGAGGUCAUUUCGCAAAUAUCACACGACAAGCUGGAUGUUUUGAAUUACGAGGCCCAGCUUCUCGCCACCCUCGGCGCCAUGCCUCUUGUCGCCGAGAAGCACACUCGUCUUAUCACACCAGUAUUCUUCUCUGUCGCUCGCCAAGGCACAUUUGAAGAUGACGAGCCUUCGUCCGCCACACACCUGUCUACCAAGCAGCUCCAAGCCCGUACAGCCAACUAUCUCGAACUUUUCUCCAAGUUUGUCAAUCCAAAAGCUGCUUUCCGAGCGGAAGAGCUGCAUCAGUUGUACCUGAGCUUACUCUCCAAGGGUGAGCCCAAGCUGCAAGGCUUGGCUGUCAAGUGUUUGAUAACCUACAAGUCACCCAGCCUGACUCCCUACUCUGACUCUCUGGAGAGCCUUUUGGAGGACAACAAGUUCAGGGACGAGUUGCAAAGGAUGCGGUUGGGUGUCGACAGCCAGGACUAUGCGCUGGCUGCGAGGAACUCUGAAGCCGCUCAGAAGACGCGAGUGAUUGUGAUCGAACCCACCCACCGAAGCGAGGCUUUGCCUGUCAUCAUCCGCUUGCUCUACGGUAUCAUGACCUCGCGCCGAGGACGUUCCAGUAGCGCGCAAGGUCAGGCUGCGCGAAAGCAGGCCGUGCUCAGUGCUUUGAACGGCUGUUCGUCCGAGGAGCUUGGUACACUUGUGGACCUCAUGCUUGAGCCUUUCGGAGAGACGAUGGAAGAUGCCGGAAAGGUCACCGGAAGGCAGCAGAUGGGUUUCCUCUCUCUGCUCACCGAUGUCAUCAGAUACCUUGGUCCCCAACUUGGAGCUCAUUGGGACCGGCUGGUCAACAACCUUGUCAACCUCAUUGGCUAUGCUCAAGAGCGCUUGACAGCGUCCGACAUUGUGACCGAGGAUGCCCAUGAAGGCGAUGAGACCGAGGAUGUUGAGGCUGAGAAGGGUAUGGCGCCUUUGCGAAACAUCAGGUCUAUCGGGCUGAAACGCCUGGUCCAAUUCCUGCGCUCGCCUGUUCAAUUCGAUGUCAAGCCUUACCUCCCAACCAUCUUCCAAUACAUCAUCUCUCCCAGACUGGAUAAGCUCGAAGUCGAAAACACUCAAGCACCUUCUGGUACUCUUGAUCUCAUUGCUACUCUUGCCGCCAAACCCGAAACGGCCAUUAGCCUUACUGGUUUGGACCAGAGGACGCUGCCAAAGGCUUUCGCUUGUAUGACAGCUGUCAAGGUCAAGCCUGCGGUGGUGCUGAAGGUAUUCGACAUUAUCGACUCAUUGCUGGUCGAGGAUGACGAGGCUGCCUUGACCAAGGAGGUUCUUCUGCCCCAUAUCAGGGUACUCAUCGACAAUGUCAUUGGUCUUGUGGCUUCCUUGAAGGCUUCACAAAACGAUGAUAUCACUCGUCGACUGUUGACCAUUCUUUCACACCUUUCAGCCAUUGUCGAGGAUGGACAACAAGCGCAGCAGCUCGCUACCCUUCUUGCGCCUAUGCUCCGUAACCGACAAACCCACGAGAAGGCCAAGACCAACAUCCUUGCCACUCUUCAACGGCUCUACGCCAUCUGCCCCGACUUUACAGACACAUCUAGCAAGUUCUUCUAUCAGUCAUACGACGUUAUCUCCAGUCUGUUCCAGACUCUCUUCUUCUCUUCGUCGCGUCGAGCCCUGGUCAAGACAUUCGAGACCUUUGCGGCCGUCGACCCGUCUCUUGCUAAAUCUGUUAAGCUCGUAGCAGACUUGAACUCUUAUUCUGCCAAGAGGGUCGAGGAGCCCGACUUUGACAGACGUCUGUCUGCAUUCGAGGCAAUCAAUGACGGACCGGAAGAGGAGCUUCCUCAAGACGUUCGAGCUUGGACCCCUAUAUUGAGGUCAUGCUUGUUCUUUUUGCACGAGCCCGAGGAGCUGUCUAUCAGGACGAGUGCUUCAGCUGUACUGCAGAGAUUCAUCGCUGUAGUCGGCAGUUCCUCCGACGGCGCCUAUGUCAACGCUCUGCAAAACAUCAUUCUGCCGGGGCUCAAGAGAGCCCUCAAAUCCAAGAUUGAGCUGGUCAGAGGGGAGGCUUUGUUGGUGAUCGCUCAAGGUGUCAAGUUGUGCGAUGGCGUGCCAGAGUUGAAUGAGAUGAAGCCUCUGUUGGCUGAGGGCGAUGACGAAGCGUCCUUCUUCACCAACAUCAGUCACAUCCAGGUUCAUCGACGCGCCCGUGCGCUUGUCCGAUUGCGAAGCAUCAUCGCUGAGCCGACCACCUCUAUCCAAGAAAACACCUACACCUCGAUCUUCUUGCCCUUGCUUGAACACAUCAUCGCCGGUGCCACCGACGUUACGGAUCACCACCUUAUCAACGAGGCAAUUCAAACCGUUGGUGGGUUGGCGCAGGAAUUGAGGUGGAACAAAUGGUACUCGUUAAUCCAGAGGUACAUGAAGCUCGGCUUGGGAAGUGGAAAGACUGGGCAACAAAAGUACUACGUCAGGAGUGUGGCAGCCGUCAUUGAUGGCUUCCACUUUGAUUUGGGAACUGGAGAUGCCAUGGACAUUGACGAGAAGGAAGGCGAUGACGAAGAAGGCGAUGACGACGAGGAUGAGGUCGUGAAGAAGGAUGAUGGAGCCAGCCCCGAGAAGAUCAUGGGUAUCAUCUUGAACAAGCUCCUUCCUUCUCUCACCAAGUUUGUUGCCGACAAAGACGAUGCUGAAAGCACCAUCCGAGUGCCUCUGGCUCUUGGUGUUGUCAAGAUCGCCCACACUCUGCCCGGACCUUCUGCUGAGACCGAAGUCCUUCGUGCUAUCACCACUGUUGCUCAGAUUCUCCGAAGCCGAGACCAAGACACUCGUGACAUCACCCGAGAGACGAUCUGCAAGAUUGCCAUCUACCUCGGCCCCGGAUGGCUGGUCAAGCUUAUCAAGGAGUUGGAAGUCGCUCUUCCUCGAGGGCCCCAGAAGCAUAUCCUUGCUGUGACAACCCACGCCAUCCUGGUCCAAGCCACUACUCAGGCGUCCGAUAGGUUUGCCAACCUCGACGAUGCUGUUCAGUUGGCUGUGCAGAUUGCUGCUGAGGUUGUCUGGGGUGAAUCCGGAAAGGACGUUGAUAGCGAAGGCUUCAAGACCAAGAUGAGGGAAGUCAGGGGUGCCACCUCGCGAGGUUUCGACACUUUCCAGCUUCUCUCCCAGCUCGUGUCGCCAAGCAAGAUCGGUGCCGUCCUGGUGCCGAUUCAGGACGUCAUGCACGCCUCGCAGGCCGUCAAGGCUAUGCAGCAGCUGGACGAAGCGCUUCGACGCGUCUCCUUGGGUCUUAACGCCAACAGCCUUCUGUCGCCCCAAGAUAUCCUGUCGCUUUGUCACUCUCUCAUCAGUGGAAACUCGUCGCAUCUCAAGGCCAAGCGCAAGGCUGCUCGACCUGCCGAUACACCUGAAGCUUUCAAGGUUGUGAUGAAGCGAGACGUCAAGGCUGAAGAGGACUUUUACCCUGCCAACGCGCACAAGCUUGUCAUGUUUGGUCUCGACUUGUUUGUCACUGCUUUCAGACGGGGCAAGUUUGCCUUUGACGAUGUUGACAUUCUCUCUCGUCUUGGCCCCAUGGUCAACGCUAUUGGUAACACCCUCUACUCCAGCACAUCCAAUGUGUUGCUCCUUUCCCUCAAGGCCACCGCCGCUAUCGCUCGAUGCCCUAUACCUCAGGUAGAAGGCGCCCUGCAUGUCUACAUCAACAACAUCUUCAAGAUUAUCAAGCAUGCGGGAGGCACUGCCCAGACAGAGGUUGCUCAAAUGGCUUUGAAGACAUUGUCUGUCAUCUUGAGGGACUGCAAGACUUCUGAGGUAUCUGAAACUCAACUCAAGUACCUCAUUGAAGUCAUCAGUCCAGACCUCGAGGAGUCGGACAGGCAGUCUGCCAUCUUUACUGUCCUUCGUGCCAUCAUCACUCGCAAGUUUGUCGUCCCCGAGAUCUACGACUUGAUGGAGCGAGUGUCUUCCAUCAUGGUCACUUCUCAAUCCACACAUGUCCAAGAGCUGUGUCGAGGUUCCGUCAUGGCUUUCCUCCUCGAUUAUCCUCAAGGCAAGGGUCGUCUCAAGUCUCAGAUGACCUUUUUCGCGCAAAACUUGCAAUACACUUACGAAGCAGGUCGUCUUUCCGUCAUGGAAGUUCUCUCUGCCGUAUUUGAAAAGUUCUCUGACGACCUUAUUGAAGAGUACGCUGGCAUGUUCUUUGUCGCCUUGGUGGUCACCCGUGCCAACGACGAUUCCGAGAAAUGCCGAGUGGCCGCCGGAGAAUUGUUGAAGGUUCUCUGGAGACGCUUGGACGAGGGCGCAAGAGGCAAGAUGGCCGAAGUCGUCAAAAGCUGGAUCGCCCAGCACGACGAGAAUGAGACCCUUGCUGGAGCUGCCAUGGGUGUCCUUGGCUUGCUUGUUGAAACUGGCGGAGAAGGGCUUGGAGACGUGGCGAGCGUCGUUAAUCCAGUCUUGAAGGAAAGCGCCGCUACCCUCCAAGAAGCCGAGGAGCAAGACGAAGCAGUUGAACUCGACUACACCCUUCCUCACCACACCCUCGCCACAACGGCCAAGCUUGUUCUCACCAACCCCUCUGCUUCGUCGUCUCUCCCUUGGACCGAUAUCGUUCCUCAUCUCCUCUUCCCCCACGACUAUGUCCGAUACGACACUGCCAAACUCAUUUCCAACCUCUUUGCCAAUGAUGCGGAUCCCGCCGUCGUCUGCGAGAUGCUCGGUAAUGAGCUGUGUCUUGACAUUGCUAGGAAGGGGUGUCUUGUGUUGAAGGGCAAUAGGAAUGAGAAUGGAGAGUGGAUGGUCGGAAGCGGCAAGUUGGCGGAUGAAGUGGUCAAGUGUCUGUACAACAUCUCCAAGUACUGGGCUGCUACCGAGCAACCGCUUGCUGCCAAGGACGUGGAAGAAGGCGCCGACGAGGAAGAAGACCGCGAUGAAGAAGAACACGUAAAGAAGCCUCUGGCUUGGCUCAUGUCUCGAAUGUCGUUCGUCGCUCGACACUUGAUCGUCAACAGACCAGCUCCCCACAGCUUCCAAGCUCAGGAACAAUGGUCCGCACCGAUCUUGUCCAUCUUGCGGUUCUUUGCGGGUGUGACCGAGUGUUUGAGCAAGGCGCAAGCUAUUGGGUUCUUGGUGCACGUCUUGAGUCCGGUGUAUAGGAUCUUGGACGAGGGCGGUGAUCUUGGGCAAGUCGAGGACAAGCAAGUCGACGACCUGCGCGAACUUGCGACCCAAGUACGUGAAUUCGUCACGACCAGAUCAGGCAUCAGCGCCUUCUCCAAAGCCUGGGAGAAACUGCGCCAGACUGUCACUGCCAAGCGACAAGAACGUCGCGAGGGCCGAGUCAAGCUGGCGUUCACUAACCCGGAGCUGCAUGCGGAGAAGAAGGAGAAGAAGGUGGAGAGGCAGAAGGAGGGGAAGAAGAGAAAGAUUAGGGCGUUUGCGGAGGGAAGAAUAGUGCCCGGCGUUAAGAAGAGGAAGCAAUAG